This is a messenger RNA of Penaeus vannamei (Pacific white shrimp), 1345 nucleotides long. The record is from RefSeq and is a predicted model, not a curated record. NCBI's taxonomy places the organism in Eukaryota, Metazoa, Arthropoda, Malacostraca, Decapoda, Penaeidae.
AUGACUGUGGGAGCCUCGCGUGCGGUUUUGUGUCUGUGGGUCGCCGUCACGCUGGUGCAGCAAUUGUUCAGUCAAUCUUUGCGUUUCCGUGUGGACUUUUCGUAUGGAAAUGGACCGACCCGUCACACUCCCAACGCAGCACACAUUGCCCAUGUAAACAAACACGGAUUCUCAGGACCCAUUGCAGGGAGACGUCCCUCUCGUGUUGUUUCCCAGCCCCGGGAGCUCCUUCGAAAUGCACCGCAGCAUUUCGUUCCCGGAGCACAACCAGCAAUUAUACAAAUUCUGGCUCGGGAGAAUAAUAUCACCUGUAUCCUACUUUCAGAGAGCGUGGGUGGUUGUAGCAUGUAUGCAGUAGUGUAUGUCCGCGCUAGUGAGGUAGUUACAGCCAACAUGCAAGGCCACCUUAAGUUAUGGGAUCUGCGGGCCCAGCAGCCAGCCAAAGCAACUCUUCUCAGCCCAGAUCAGAUUGCAGUAUGUCACCUUGCAGGACACCCAACUCAGCAGCACCUUGUGGCAGCUGGAGGAGAAGACGGAGCUAUGGCCAUAUGGGACAUGAGGAAUAUAGCUCAGCCUGUCACUCUCAUUUCUGCACAUAAUGGACCAAUUACUGAAGUACGAUUCCACCCUGCAGCACCAGAUCAUUUGUUUACAUGUGGUUUAGAUGGUCAACUUUUGCAUUGGGAUGCUUCUGCCUCUGCACGGCCAACACCUGUGUCUUUCAAGGGUCCUCGGGAUCCUGCAGGAGCAAGUAUCACAGUGUGGCUAAGCAGUGAUGUUGCCCGCGGAGCCAUCGAUACCACUUGUAUAAUUCCACAGUCAUCCUUACCCAUCAACUCACUGGAUAUUGAAGGGCCAACACUUGUUGCUGGUUCAGAUAACGAGUCCAUUUAUACAGUCAGAAAUGUGUUGCUUUAUUAAAGUUUGUUAUUAAUAUUUACUUGAAAGUUGUGCUCGUUUUGUUUAUUGAUACUGAAAACUACUUAUGUACAAGGCAUUUUGAUAUAUGAUCAAGCACUUGCUAUCUGUCUGAGAUGGUAUCAUUACUUUUUUUCUUUUUUUUAUAUAUAUAUAUAUCAGUAUGCAAAGCUACAAUGAUAACAUUUAGGUGCUAUUCUGAUAUACAAAAGUCAGCUGCUUCUCUCCUACAGAUUUUAAUAUAAUAUAGAGCACUCAUCUCAGUCUGGUUAAUGAAGUAAUGUUGCUGAAAUUUAUUGGCAUUUUAUUUCCAAAUUUAUUCAUUUCUAGUACAGGGGGUCCACAUAUAUUUUACUUGUGUUCUGUUGUUUAUUUUUCCUCUUGAAAUGUACUUUUUGUAUCUUGAAAAUAAAAGACAUUAUAGUAC